UAGAUGGGAUGUGCUGCCGACCCAUUAAGACCAGGCUUUUGAGCAUGUUGUGGAAAGAGGAUACAUUCUGAAUCCAGUUAGGCAAAAAUCCGACCGGAGCCAACCGACAGCAUCACAGCCAUGGAGCCAUUUGUUGCAGUUUGACUUUAUGCAAUGAAAGAAGCGGAAAAUCAAAAUGUAUAAACACGAAUCUCUACUGAAGAGCAAUGAAGCACAGCAAGUUGUCACUGUCACAAAAACAUCUGUGUCCUUUGCAAUAACCAGCAUCACAAUUUGUUUUAUUAUGCUUCACUUCUGUCCGAGUCAACUCAGAGCACAGCUCGGGACAACCCCCAACAUUAAACACAUUGUGGUUGGGAGGUGUUACACUUACACCACACUAGUUAACCCCAGCUUAAGGUAUGACUGUGAGGAGAUCUGGAGGCAGUUUGAGGAGGCUGUUAUCAGUCAUUCUUCUUGCAAUGUGACCGUCGAGGAUUAUUUUCACAUGUUUAACGCAAUGCCACAAAUCUGGCCCUGUGAUAACUUCCUCUUCUGGAGUAAAACCAGGACACUGAUGCACAGCUAUGCUGCAGUUUUUCGUCACUUCUGGACACUGGAAGACACGCUGGUUGGCUAUAUGUUCAACGACCUCAUCUGGUGUGGCCAAGAAGAGGAUUCUGGUUUUGAUUUCAGCUCUUGUCCAGAGUGGUCGGCCUGUCGAAGUCAUCCGGUCUAUUCCCUGUGGAGGCAAGCUUCACAAAAUUUUGCAGAGAUGGCGUGUGGCAACAUUACUAUCUUACUGAAUGGAUCUAUUGUUAAUGCCUUCAAUAGGAAAAGCAUGUUUGGAAGUGUUGAACUGGACAGCCUGGAUCCACAAAGGGUGAAUUAUGUCAACAUUAAGGUGGUGACCAGUCUAGACGGACCCCAUAUAGAGUCAUGUAGUCAAGGAUCCAUUGUAGACCUGAUCCAAAUCCUCCAAUCCAGAGGCUUUCACUGGACCUGUACAGACAAUGACCAGACCUUGAUGAUCUUGCAAUGCAUCCGGAACCCGCAACACUCAUCCUGCCAGACAUAUGCAAACACUUUGUUAAACAGAAACAGCCUUACAUCUGAUUAAAUCACAGACUGCUGUAAAAUCUAUAUCUUUCAAAGUAAAUGUUUUGCGUACCCACUACACUUCACUGAUCUGUCAGUACUGCUGUGACUUCAUUAGAAACGUUAGUACAUUUGUAGAAUUAAAACCUGCGAGUUAAUCAGUGUGCUUCAGUCCCCUCUGCCCCCUGAACUGCACUGAUCCCAUUUAAUUAUCAGAGUUAGUGUGCUUUCUGAAGACAAGAUUUCCUGUUUUACUGUCAGGGUGUUAAUUUAACUGAAAACUGAAAACUAGAGCUCUGUCUUAAAACAAGACACAUGAUGAUGACCUGUAUGUGGUCAGAUAUUCACAGCAUAGAAAUCAACGUAUAUUUGAUUCAACUGGGUUCAAUAACCUCUUUUUUGACACAGGGUGCCUCAGCAUUGUAAUCUCUGAAACGCCAUUCUGUGCAUGCAUCUAUCUUUAAGGGAUCACAAAGAAAAUAUAAAAAGCUAUGAAGUUAUUGCACUGUUUAAUUGUGGUUUCAUUAUUAGCAUUUUGCCUGUGUAGCGUGCUCAGUGUUCAUUAAACACCCACUAACAUGAGUUGUAUGAUUUGUUUUGUUGUGUCACAGGAAGCUGCCAAGGCCAUACGUUGGUGUUCAUAUAAGUAUA
Oreochromis niloticus (Nile tilapia) is the source of this 1728-nucleotide messenger RNA. Its product is annotated as ADP-ribosyl cyclase/cyclic ADP-ribose hydrolase 1. Bases 176 to 1099 code for a protein of 307 amino acids. Gene Ontology annotation, cellular component: plasma membrane. Gene Ontology annotation, molecular function: phosphorus-oxygen lyase activity; NAD+ nucleosidase activity, cyclic ADP-ribose generating. The record is from RefSeq and is a predicted model, not a curated record. Lineage: Eukaryota; Metazoa; Chordata; Actinopteri; Cichliformes; Cichlidae. Gene Ontology annotation, biological process: positive regulation of B cell proliferation. The transcript has 10 exons.